GAUUCCUCAUUUUUUGUGACUGUACUCACUCGCACAAACUCUUCUGCAACGUUUCCUUCCAAUGUUAAUUUGAUUAAGACCGAUUAUUCUGACACCAAAGCACUAGUUAAAGCUCUCAGUGGUCAAGACGUGGUGAUAUCAGCAGUAGGCGGUGAAGGUUUGGCAGUCAACUUUGAUUUAACUCUAGUCCAGGCAGCUCUUAAUGCAGGUGUGAAAUGGUUCAUUCCAUCCGAAUUCGGCAUCGAUACUAGUCAUUCUACUAUAGCAAAUAAUCCCGUUCUAGCUUCUAAAAGAGCUGUUGCUUAUUUUCUGAAAGAAAACCAAGCACGAAUCGCUCAUACAUUCAUCAUCACUGGCAUCUUCCUCGAUUGGGGUUUCGAAAAUGGUUUUCUUGGCUUUGAUAUCACCAACCGCAUAGCUACUCUAUAUGAUGAAGGAAAACAUCUGGUUUCUGGCACCACACUUCCUCAUAUUGGUCAAGCUGUAGUUGCUGUACUACAUCAUCCACAAGCUACUCAAAAUAAUCGUAUCUAUAUUGCUGACACCACAUUUACUCAACAAGAAGCACUAUUUCUGUUUGAGAAAUAUACAAAAAGUAAAUGGACGACAAAACAAGUUACAACGGAAAGUCUUCUGAAACAAGGGGCGGAGAGUUUUGCCAAGGGUGAUACAAUGACAGGCAUAAUUUCCUACCUAUUAAGUGCAAUAUAUAGUGGACAAGGAGCAAGCAACUUUGAAAACAAGACCAAUAAUGAGGCUCUAAAUUUGAAGACGAAGUCUUUGAGAAGAAUUGUCAAAAAAGCAGUCCUGAAAAAGAACUCUGCUAAUUAAAUUUUUCUUACUGCUUUUCCACAGAUUGUACAUUUUCCCGCAUAUUGGAUCUUCAAAAAUAAAACUCAUAAAUUCAUUCAGAUUAUCGACGUCUAUGACAAAUUUCUGCUGGUGUGGGUAUGGGUGUGGUUUCAACUUAUCUUAACCCACACCCAUGUAUCUAAUUUGCGAAUGUGUAAUGAGUAUAAAUUUAAACUGUUCACAAGAUAAGUAAAUUUUUAUCUGCAGCGAAGAAAAAGUGUGGAUAUGGCUUCCUCACAGAUGCACCCACAUCCAUAUCUUCAAAUAUAACAAAUAGAAUUAAUAAGAAAUUCAAUUAUCAAGUAAAAUGAAAGAUCUUAACGAAAACUUUGUUUAAAUACAACAUAUACAAAAUUAAAACAAACUAGUUUUAUAUUAUUUAGAAUCAUUCGAUAUAUGAAGAAUUAAAAUUAAAAUUUAAUAAUAAUCUCUUCAAAAAGCAAACAAAAUAUGUUUCUUUUUGAUUCUAAUGAAAAUGAUAAAAAAAAUUUAAAUUAAUCUAUUAUCUUCAUCUUUUUUUAUCAAAAGUGUGUAUUCAAAAACAUUUCAAAAAAAUCGAAAGUCAAUUGCAGCUUAAACGAUUUGUAAAGAGACAAUUACUGAGUAAAAAAUACUUUAGUUCAGAUGAUAUUUUCGUUUGCU
Molecule: messenger RNA, 1494 nt
Organism: Rotaria sp. Silwood2
Lineage: Eukaryota; Metazoa; Rotifera; Eurotatoria; Philodinida; Philodinidae
Source: the annotation of a GenBank genome assembly